GUAAUUCAGCGUUUGGUCGCAAUUUAUGCUGAAUAAUUCAGUCUUCGAAAACCAAUCUCCUUUUAAUACGACGUGGAAUUAUUCUUGGUUUAAGUUGAUGGUUUAUAUUUAGAAAUGGAUCUGCAGAUCGUGUACUAAUACUCGUAAUAAUAUUAAUUCAGAAUGUUCAUAAAAUAAUCCGGUUUUUUUUGUUUACCAUAUCGCGUGCUACUCUCAAAAUAUAAGAGCUUACAAAAUACCAUAUGAUACCGGUGAGUAUUGUUACACCGCAAUCUGUGGAUUCAGUUGAACAGAUUGGUGAACAUUCCUCAUCUCUAUCUCUGCCAUAUAUUCCUGUUGAGCAAGAUUCAGUUCCUUACACAAACUCUCACGGUACUGUACUUAUGAAUGAUGGUCAGAAUCAUCAGUCUAGUAGUAGUAGUAGUAAUUAUCUUACAAAUCAAGAGUUACGUCUAGAUUCAUUCUUUCCUAACUCACCGUUGGCCAGCGUUGCUCGAGAUUCUCAUUGUGAUGAUAAUAGUGAAGAACAAAAUCGUAUAUCUAGUUUUGAAUUGAUUAGUCGCUUAAUCGAUGCUGAAGGUUUAAUUGAAUUGGGUUACAUUCCGUCAAGUUGUAAUUCAGCUUCAGCUAUUGAUGUAGCCAGUUUAUCAGAUCUUGAAGAAGUAACAUCUAAAACAUUGUUAUGGUCUUCAAAUGGUGAUGAUGUUACCGACUCUUUCAAUUUAGAUGAUUUGAAUAAUAAAAUCAAUGACAGCAAUACUAACAAUGUUGAUACUAAAUUAAGAAGUGAUAACAGCAAGAAUUUGGAGCAUCGGUCAACUCUGACGACUGAAUAUAUAUCUGUUGAUUUCAACCCACUGAAUAGUACUAACGCUUCAGUACCUGUUAUUUCAUUACCAUCUGAUACAAAUUUACAAACUCUACCGUCACUUGAAUCAAACGAAUAUGAAAAUUUCCAAACACACUAUAAAACGAAUACUCUAUUAGAUAAUAUUCCAUCACUACCUUCUUCUAAUACAGCAGUACCUGAUGAUCUUGGUCCAAUCACCAUCACUUCUUAUCCUAUGGGAUUGAUUGGGACGAAUAUCCCCUCAGUAACACGGCCAUCCAUCCAUCGAUCGCCUACUGACCAUCAUACACUUCCAUCAAUAAUAAAACCUAAUCAUAUACCUUAUUCCUAUUCUCCUCUAACUCCAUUAUCUGGUGUACAAAUUCGUAGAAAUAUGCAUGAAAGUAGUUUUUUAGUUGAUAAUCGGGUUUUUCCAGUUGAUAACACUUGUAAUCAGCAAUUACUGAUUGGAUCUUUUGCUAAAACUAAGUACUCAUCAGAUUAUCAAGAAUAUCCAAGUGCUCCAAAAUGCAUUCCUCCAGUUCAAACACUAGAGUUAUUCACUACACAUUCAUCUGACUUACCGGAUAGUUCAUCUUAUCCUUUGAUGAGUGUUGGGAAAUCGCCUAAACACUUAUUAAACAAUACAAAGCCUAUUAGAUAUUCUGAACCUCUGCAAAAAACUGGUGAAAAUUGCAAUUCUAACAUUUCUGGUCCCAAUCUACCAUUCAUUUCUCAUACUACAUAUUCCAGUCGGACUCAUUCUUUUUCAUCUUGUCCAAUUAGACAACCACUUGUAACUACUCCAAGUCAUGCACAACUUCACGUAAGUAUACCUCCGUCUACUCAAUCCAUGUAUUCUGCGUUCUCAUGUUCACCAAAUCAAAAUAUUUCAAUAUCUAGUACCGUUAAUUUACCAUCUACUGAUUCCAGUUCAGCUACCUUAAUAUUCAAUGGAGAUUUUCGAUCACAACCUAUUAUGGACAAUAGUGAUAAUUUAUUUUGGUCUCAUUCUUCAAUUCCCAGUGGAUCUGCAACUAAUACACAAAUGACUACAAAUUGGGAACAUUCAGUAGUACCACAUCCUGCUUAUGUAAUUGAUUCUCAGAUAACAGGUUUUCUUCCAGAAAAUACUUCAAUCACGGAAAAAACGAUUUAUGUUAAAGAUGGAAAUUCCAUACCGGUACAACCGAUAGUCGGCAGUGGACUGGUUGGCAGUUUUCAGUAUUUGACACCAACUGCUAUUCUUUCAAGACCAAAUUAUACUAUUCUAAACGAUCAAUCGACAGUUAAUCAUCCACAAGAAACAUUAGUUCAACCAUUUCUAUCACAGAUAAGUGAUCCUAUAAAAACAACACAAAAUCUUAAAGUUCCAUUUUGUCAAGGGACACCAUACACUUUAACUCCGGGAGUAUCAUCUAUUCCUGUUAAUCCUGAAUACUCGCUUAGUCGUUUAGAAAUGAAUACUCAAUGUUGCCCCUUUGAACUAUCUAAAACAAAUACAGCCGUGACUUCUCGAUCACCAUCAUCACGACCAUUUAAUUCUCCUGUGCGUCGUAAUUCUGCUCCUUUUCAAUCAACUUGUCCGAAUCGUAUAAAUUUUCCUGAAACAGCUGCUGUUCAUCAAUCAGAAUGUUCUAUUGUUGUAUCCCAGAUGUCUACUAAGAAAUUAACUACACCGGUUUUAUGUAUAUCAUCAAAUUCUAGUAAUAAUAUUCCAAUGAUCAAUCAACAAUCACCUAAUAGUAAUAGUAAUAAUAAUACUACUAAUAAUACUAAUAACAGUAGUACUAUUGUAUUUAAAACAGAAGAUACAACCCAACAACAACAACAACCACAUAUUAUUGAUAAAAAUAUUUUAUUAACUAAAACUACUACUGGUAUUGUUAUUCAACCAUCAGAAUUAUGUUGUCAUAUUCAACCAAUUUUAAUAUCAUCUCCGAUUAAACAUAACAAUAAUAAUAAUAAUAAUCAUUCACAUCAUUUAAACACUGAUUAUUAUAUUGAUUCAAAUUGUUUAACGAAUCAAUUCAAUGAGGAUAAAUCACAUCAAUCAAUUAUAUCUUCUUCUUCAUCUUCAUCUUCUGCUUCUUCAUCAUCACCAUCAUUAUUGUUAACAACAACUAAUUGUACUUCACCAUCAACUGUAGCAGCAGCAGGGACAGCAUCAUCUGUAUGUUGUUUGUUACGACCGUCAGGAGGAAGAUCAACUAGUACAAGUAGUGGAAGUAGUUGUGGUAGUAGUUCUUAUGGUGGCAAUAGUGGUGGUGGAGGUGGCGCAUCUAUUCUAUCUGGACAAUAUAUUUGUUCCAUAUGUUCCGAUCGUGCAAGUGGUAAACAUUAUGGUGUCUUUUCAUGUGAAGGAUGUAAAGGAUUCUUUAAACGAACUGUACGUAAAGAACUCACUUAUAUUUGUCGAGAUAAUCAAGAAUGUCAAAUUGACAAACGACUACGUAAUCGUUGUCAAUAUUGUCGUUAUCAGAAAUGUUUACGAGCUGGAAUGCGUCGAGAAGCUGUUCAAGAAGAACGUCAACAGCAACAACUCCAAUUGGAAGCUCAACGUUCACCAACUUCACCUGAUCAAAAUCGUGAUUUAUUAUCAGUUAACUCAAUGAUAAUGUCUGAUACAAACCUAAUUCAAUCAUUAGAUCAUACAAAUAGUACAUUACCAUCAUCAUCUUCAACAUCAACAUCUAGUCCUCAGAUACUUUCGAAUUUCUCAGACAAUAAUAUAAAUUAUUUCUAUUCAACAUCAAAUAGAAAAUCUGUACAAUUUUCAAUAGAUAAUAAUAAUAAUCAUUGUAAUCCCAGUGUUAUUAAUGAUAUUAAAACAUCAUAUCCAUCUCAAGAAUUCUCAUUGAUUGUGAACACAGAUAAUAACAACAACAACAAUGUAACAACAACAUCAUCAUUAUCAUUGAUGGAUAUUCAUGCAUUAAAAUUCUCAGCAGCAGCAACAACAACAACAACUAUUCCACCACCAUCGGAUGCUUUGGAAUUUAUUAGAACAGCAGAAUCAACUCUUUCAAAUCGACGUAAACAAUGGUUGAGCGCUUUCAAUGCACCACUACAGCAAUGUCCUACAGAGAUUGUUAAAUGUUUACAAGAUAAUGUAGAAAAUUUCAAGUGGUUAGAAAAUGUUUUUGAAAAGUGUACAGCUGAUCAUUUACCAUUGCUUGAUUUAGUUAUUUGGUCAUCAAAACUUCCAUAUGUUUGUCAACUAUCUUGUAAUGUUCAUUUAGAUCUACUGAAAUCAGCAUGCAUGCAAUUGAUCGUUGUGAAUUUAGUUUAUUGGUUAGCAAAUGAUCAUAAACCUUCCUCCUCCUCAUCAUCAUCAUCAGUAUCCAACUCUACAUCUCAUCCUCCUGAUACAACGAUCACCGAUGCUACUGCUCCUGCUCCUCCUCCUACCACUACUACUACUACGACGACGACUAAUACAAAUGACAUUGCCGGUGUCAUUGAUAUUUCCGUUGAAAAUUCAAUUUCAUCAACUAUAACUCAAGGUCAAAUAAAACAGUUGAAAACAGUCAAUAAAUCUAUUUCAUUAGAUGAGAAGAUGGAUUAUUAUUAUUCAAAUUUUCCAGAAUUUCAUUUAUUGAAUAAUUUAACAAAACCAAUGAAUACUAGUGGUAAUAAUAAUAACAAUGAUGAUUUAAUUUCUUCAAAAUCAACUAACACUGAUCAUACCGAUCUCGGUGAUGCUAAUGCCGAUGCCGAUGAUAAUGAUGAUGCUGGGGAUAGUGUGAAUGAUAAUAAUUUAAUUCGUAAACGGAAUACAAAUGUCAUCUAUAAGUUAAUUCAUAAUUUGGCCAUAAAGUUAAGAAUGUUAAAUUUGGAUCCGGUGGAAUUGGGUUGUUUGAAAUUAAUUUUACUAUUAAAUCCAGAUUCGUUAACUUGCCUUAAUGAGAUUCGUUCACUCAUUGAAUUAUUACGUGAUCAAGUUUAUUCUGGCUUAGAAUAUUAUUGUAAUCAAGUAUGGCCAAAUGCACCACAUGGUCGAAUGGGACGUUUAUUAUUGAAAUUAUCCAAUUUUCAAUCGAUAGCUGCACGUAUUGAAAAAUUGACAUGUUCCAAUGAAUUAAAUCAUUUAUUGAAUAAUUUAGAAUUGAUAUUUUCAUAUUUAUCUAUGAAAAAAUGUGUAGACUGUUCAAAUUUGAUCAGUACUACUAAUGUUACUACUAGUAGUAUUAGUAGUAUUGUUAGCAGUAGUAGUACAUUCAGUAGUAUUCAUCAAGAAUCUUUAUAA
Schistosoma turkestanicum is the source of this 5078-nucleotide messenger RNA. Lineage: Eukaryota; Metazoa; Platyhelminthes; Trematoda; Strigeidida; Schistosomatidae. The record is from the annotation of a GenBank genome assembly.